ACAAGGUCCUUCCACUAUCUGUCUCGAGAUGCCUUUAUCUGUCACGUGGGUUGACAAGUUCAGAUGGAUAACCUGUGACAGUGCUAAUUGUGGCCGAAACAAUGAUGCUGUUUGUCAGGAAUGACAUUACACAACUUGGGUAGUUUCGAUCUUUGUGUCUUUCAACAUGGAGGAUGAACGGGCGCCUCUUCUUCAGAGACAAAUAUCUUCAGAUAAAACAGAAUCGGGUUCGUUGGUAUGCAAGAAUGUGGCCGCCCGCCAUGUUUUAGCAAUAUGGUCCUUCCUGGGGUUUAUCAACCUGUUCGCUAUUCGAGUCAAUCUGAGUGUGGCACUGGUUGCCAUGGUGAACGCAUCAAGCGAACUUCGACAGAACAGUUCCUUUGAUGACGAAUGUCCUGGCAGUUCUAACAGAAAUACGUCCAACACCCCAGCGCCAGAGCGUGGGGAGUUCCUGUGGGAUGAGCAGACCCAGGGCUACAUUCUGGGGGCCUUCUACUACGGCUACUGCCUCACGCAGCUCCCGGGGGGAUGGCUGGCGGAGAGGUUUGGAGGAAAGUUGUUAUUCGGAGCUGGAAUACUCGUCCCCUCCCUCCUUUCGCUCCUCAUCCCCAUCGCCGUCAGGUUCCACAUCACAUGGCUUCUCGCCAUCAGAGUUGUGCAGGGCAUAUUCCAGGGUGUGGCGUACCCAGCGAUGCACUCUCUGUGGGGGAAGUGGGCGCCCGCUAUGGAGAGGAGUAAACUCAUCACUAAUACCUACGCAGGUGCACAGAUAGGUACGGUUGUUGCGAUGCUGGGCACGGGUUACCUGUGCAAGUACGGGUUUGCCGGUGGUUGGCCGUCCGUAUUCUACGUUUUCGGUGGUUUUGGGUGUCUGUGGUCAAUAAUGUGGUUCAUCCUCGUGCACGACUCACCUGCACAGCACCCACGCAUCGUUUUAGCAGAGAGAGUUUACAUUGAGAACUCCAUUGGGAAGAAACACAAAAAAAUAUCUCCACCCUGGAGGGACAUAUUCUCGUCGAAGGCUGUGUGGGCUAUCGUGGCUGCCCACUUCGCCCAGGACUGGGGCUCCUUCACCAUCAUGACCUGCCUCCCGCAGUACAUGAAGCAGGUACUCAGGUUUAAUAUUGAACAGAAUGGUCUGUUGUCGUCAUUGCCUUACGUGACGCUGUGGCUCAUCAACACCAUCUGUGGACAAGUAGCAGAUGUCAUAAGGCGAAAGGGAUUCCUGUCCACUAAAAACACACGGAAACUGAUGAAUUCCAUAGGUUUGAUGCUCCCGGCGGUUGUCAUGGUUGGCAUCGGGUACUCUGGUUGCCACCCGAUGUUGACGGUGGCGCUGUUGUGUCUCGGGGUCGGGAUUACAGGGUUCACCAUGGCGGGAUACAGCGUCAACCAUCUCGAUAUUGCUCCACAUUUUGCAGGUAUUCUCAUGGGCAUCACCAAUUCUUUUGGUACAACCACUGGUUUUAUUGGCCCGAGUAUAGUCGGCGCUCUCACCAACAACAAUGCAACAGCAUCACAAUGGCGGAUCGUGUUCUUCAUCACGGCAGCAUUGUUCCUCAUCGGAGGGGUGCUGUUCGCGAUUUUUGCCCAGGGUGAGGAACAGCUGUGGUCGAUAAUGGCGACAAAAGGGGUGCACCUACCUCGUGUGCUGAAUCUAGAAAAAGGUGAUGAUGACAGAGACUCUGGUAUCGAGGAAAGCAUGGACAGGGGUGGAACAGUGCGCUGACCGCUUGACCCACCCGAGAUGUGUAAUUGUACUGUGAUGGACUUCGGUCAGUGUUGAUCAUCGGCGUUCCCACAAAACCCGUCGCCAGGAACGGUUUUGAGCGCCUUUGAACUCAGAUUGCUAUGCAUGUGGCCAUAAUAGUGCAGUGUCGAGUGGGAACAGGACAUACUUUGUGGAUAUUAUAGAUGUUCGUAUGGCCACGGAAUAUUGGUCAGAUACAACCUGGAUUACGUUGUGGCUUGUGGUCCUGUAUACUUCACGUAGGUUACUGAUGAGGCGUGGUUUAGAAAUGUUGUUCGCGGAAAAUAGUUUGAUGGAUGACUGUGGUGUGUUUCUCAUCGCCUUACUGCCGACCCCACCCAAAAACUUUUUUCAUUCCAACACCGCCGACUCGAACCUAAAACGUACCGCCUCGAGAUGCUUGAAAUGUCUUCGCCGAUGCUGAUGAACACGCUCCUUGGUAGCACUUUCCCGAUUUUUCUAUUUAAAUCUAGUAUAAGUCAAAAUGCAACACUCCACUGCCCGUCACUGAAUGUACAAGGCCUUACACUUGGAAUAUUGUUUGAAAAUAAAAAUCACUGCCACAUAACACAAGAAAAGAUGGAGGACAUGGUGAUGACCGUUUGUU
This is a messenger RNA of Haliotis rubra (blacklip abalone), 2357 nucleotides long. Its product is annotated as sialin-like. Gene Ontology annotation, molecular function: transmembrane transporter activity. Gene Ontology annotation, biological process: monoatomic anion transport; transmembrane transport. The transcript has 10 exons. Lineage: Eukaryota; Metazoa; Mollusca; Gastropoda; Lepetellida; Haliotidae. The coding region runs from base 167 to 1729 and encodes 520 amino acids. The record is from RefSeq and is a predicted model, not a curated record.